Molecule: messenger RNA, 2427 nt
Organism: Auanema sp. JU1783
Lineage: Eukaryota; Metazoa; Nematoda; Chromadorea; Rhabditida; Rhabditidae
Source: the annotation of a GenBank genome assembly
AUGACAACGGCUCCGCCAUUAGAAGAAGACAAAGGAGUCCUGAAAUCUGGAGUUGUAACUGCCGCUUUCGCUCCCGUGAAGUCAAAGAAAAACUUUUAUGCGGUGUUGAGUGAACGAGCGCUGGAGCUUCAUGAUAGCGAAAAGUAUUACAGGAAGCGGAAGCCGCCGCGACAUCUCGUGGAUCUUUCGGUGGCCUUUAAUGUUCAUAAUGAUCAUUUGGAUGCUAAACUCAAAAAAUGUGUCUGUUUGAUGGGCCCCGACGACACUUUAUGCAUCCGAGCAGAGAAUGAGGCUAUGAACCUGGAAUGGUAUGAAUCAAUUCUUCGAGCUGUUAUUCCGUCACGAGCUUUUAAGCUCUGCCGUCCGGUCCAAGUCGGUGAAUUUUUCGAAAAUGCUUGGGAUGUCGAGAUUGUUCUGUACCCUAAGCUUCGACGAAUUCUUAAUACUGACGACGUUUUACCUAGCAUGUGUGAUAGGCAACCUGAUUUGAAGCCAGGAAAGCGAAGAUUGUGUUUCUAUCCACAUACGAUUGUUUUAUGUAAAAAGAGAAUUGAACCUGCUACAAUUGGAAUUCCUCCAUCUGGUAUUCCUCCCUUCCCGACUGAAUCUUUUAUUGAAUUACCGAGAAUGUUCAUUGCUUUUUUCGGAAGUCAAGAGAAGUAUUUCUUAAUAAGAAUGGGAAGAGGUUCACCUACUGGUGCUUGUGAACUAUGGGCUCAAUGUGAAUCAGAGGAGGUUGCAAACGAUAUGCAUUCUAAACUAAAUUAUAUUAUUGAAAGGGAAACCGAAAAAAAGAAGAAAAUGAACGGAGGGGAUAAUCUCCCGACAUUAAGAUCUCAUCAUCGUGAACGUUCACAUACUCAGCCUCUUCAUAUGAGAUGUAACUCAACUGGACUUGAAAGUACUGAAGAGGAAGUUUCUUCUAUAAUUGUGCCUGCACCUGCUUAUGUCUCAGCCAGAGAUCGUCGGGCUAUGUUACGAGACUGCAAAGCUUUGAUAGACUCUUUCGAAGAGGAAAGUAACAGAAGUCCUGUCCAAUGUGCUAGACUAACAUCCAUACGUCCUCGUGGCUCUCUGGGAAAUCCAUCUGCUACUCAGAUGGAGCUUCUCGGGAGGCGCAAAUGUUCUCCAGUCGAAUCUACCAGUACAAUAGGACGUAAAAUAUCUCAUCAGGGAAUGAAUCCAAGUGGUUCGUUCUCUGCUCGUUGCUCAACGAUAUCUACAGGUUCAUCAGAAGCUAGGAGUAGUGGUUAUAGUCCUGCUUGGAAUAUUUUCCCCCCAACUGGUCGAAGAUCAUCCAACACUUCGAGUAUUAAGGAAGAAAGUACGUAUCAAGAAAUGGCCCCAUUAAGUACUACAUCAACGGAAGAAACAGAAGACAGUGGAGGAACGUUGAGAUGUGAGAAUGGGAGCACAAGGGAGGAACAAGAAUCCACCAGGAGCUCUCAACAUUCUCUGAUAAUCGCAGAAGCCACUAUAGAACAUCGGAUGAAGGAUGUAUCCUCUUCCGAUAAUGAUGAAAGAAGUUCUGUUGGGGGUGUCAGUCGGUUGAGCGCUGAAACCCAAGAGGACUAUACACCUAUGGAUAUUGCCGAUUGGCACUUCGGAAGUAAUAGCCAUCUUAUAGUCCCUCCGCAGUAUGAUCGAGAAAGCUGCUAUUCAUCUAUGGCCGCUAACAGUAGUUCUCAUGGUCAAACAUCACAAUCAAAUCCUCCUAGAGCUUAUUCAUUUGGUGGACGAGGAAAUUUGAAGCCUGCUAAUCUGUCUGUGGCAAUUCCAGCGGAUUCCUCGAUUCCUGAUUGCAAUGAAGCUUCAACGAGUCUGGUUCCACCAUAUGAUGAUCCGCGGAAAAGAGCUUUUUCAUUGGGUAGUAAAAGCUUUUUCCCAAGACCCUUCAAAAAGACGUCACACACCAACAGGGCGCAGAGAUUAUCACAAACAUCUGCGGGAUCCUCAGGAGCUUCCUGUUUUGGUCCAUCAUCAUCUAGCACGAAUCACUUAGUUAAUGCUGUGGAUAAAGAAGGAGAAUAUUCGAGAAACAGGUCGGAAAGCUUUGGAUCGGGUCGGUCGACUCCUUAUACACGGCGAGUCAUUCAUUCUAAUGACCAACAUGUUGAAAUGGAUUUCGGUGGCAUAGGAAGGUCUGGAAGUGGUUCUGUGGCAAGCAUCGAUAGUCCUACGAGGUCGCGAACGUCAUCUUUAUGCUCAGGAAGGAAAGAAGAUUAUUUCCAUAACACUGAAGUGUUAGAGGGGGAAGACGUGGCUAAACCUCGUCGAACAAUUCUACAGCCAGUGGAUAGUAAGAGUCACGAGGAUAGAAGGAUGCAGAGAAUGGAAGUAGCAGAUGCCGGAGAUUACGUAUUAACGGAAUGUAUAUCAUCACAAUACCAAGCCAGCACUUCCCACCCCGCAGCAAUUAUAGAGUAA